This is a messenger RNA of Cladocopium goreaui, 910 nucleotides long. NCBI's taxonomy places the organism in Eukaryota, Dinophyceae, Suessiales, Symbiodiniaceae. The record is from the annotation of a GenBank genome assembly.
CGGCUAGCCAUCUUAGUAACCUCGAUGUCUGGCUAUGAGCCGGUGAACGUCAGCGAUGGCGAGCCUUUCGACGGUCCGCGGGGUCCUGGGAGUCCUGCGAGUCCUGGAUCUGGGCGUCGACAUGAACCUAGCAUCAAGGUGAAGGUGAUGGGAAGCCUUAUGUGCUUCUGCUGUUUGAUUUUCUUGUACCUUGGUGCCGAAAUCGCGGCUUGGGCUCGCCAAGCGAGCUGUAACUUCGAAUUGGGAGACCUGGAUGUCACCUGGAACACUGUGAUUCCCAGCAAGACCAUGACGCAGAUGGACGUGGGGAUUUUCACCGUUUUGUGGCUCCAGGUGGAUGUCUAUGAUGAAAAUUCCACGAAUGCACCAAUGAUUGGUUCCUGGUCAAAUCUGGAUCUCCUCUUUGGGAUGGUCGAGAAAUAUGCCUAUGUUCAAGCGAACGGCCCAACUGUCCUGGAAGCGUGGCAACCUUGGGGCAUCUACUUUGGUCAAAGAUAUCAUGUGUGGACGUGCUCCAGCCUCAGACGAGAGUAUUAUAUUGAGGAAGACUGGUGGGCCCGACCCUGGUUUAGCUUCAACUCGCAGCAGAUCUUUAACAUUCGCGAGAUGCCCAGCGGUCGGCUCGUGGCCAAGUCCCAGCAUAGGAAGAAUGAUGCGUGGUCCUGGAACGCGCAUUGGACCGCCACAGUUGAAAGCCUUGCCGGCGAGGCGAUUGCCACCUUGAGGCAAGAGGCGAGCAACCCUCUGUGGUUCUUUGGCAACUUUCAGAAGUGGUGGGUCGACAAUGAGAGACCUGACUUACUGCCCAAUGAGGUAGUUUCUUUCCUUGCGGCUGUCUAUGACAUAGACAAAGCAAAAGAAAAUAAGAGAAAGAGCAAGAGGUGACGUGGGUACUUCGAGGAUCUUCGAG